Molecule: messenger RNA, 4152 nt
Organism: Menidia menidia (Atlantic silverside)
Lineage: Eukaryota; Metazoa; Chordata; Actinopteri; Atheriniformes; Atherinopsidae
Source: the annotation of a GenBank genome assembly
GGCGAUGUGUUUUCCUCCCUCACACCGGGGUGUUAAUGUGGGAGCUCUAAUGAACGCGGAGACCCCUAACAUCCACAUACCUCCUGUGGUAAAGGUUUCCUGUGACGACUUUACGCGCCGUGUAAAAAGGCAGCUCCUGCCGAGACCAAUGGAUUUCUCCCUCUCAUCUUUGGAAAUGCCGAUUGACUUUAACGACUGCAGACCGGAGGCUCUGUGAACUGCUCUUCAUCCUCCACUCCAUCCCUCCAUCCAUCCCUCCAUCCAUUAAUCUGUCCGUCCACCCAGGACGCGCUGUUUGACACACGUGUGUGUCAUUUGCUCGGCGCUUCGCCCCUGACAGCACGGCGGUUUCCGCUCAAGGAAAUGAUGGAGGAGGAAAGUUUGUGACGCCUCUUUCGUUUUUUUUUUUUCUUUUUGGGAAGGAAGACUGAAGAUCAUUUGCGAUUUGCGCAGUUAGUUUGCCCGAGUCGUUGGAGAGCGGGUAUAGGCUGAAUCCAAAAGAUCUGCAUGGAUUUGGGGAUAAACAGGUCUCUGACACUGAGAUGUCUCAACAUUGGAAAUGCUGCUCCACGGCUGUCUUUUGCUUUUCAUCAUCUCUGCAGAUAAAACAUCGGCCUUGUCGGAUCACCACUGUGGUGGAAAUGUCAGCCUGGACCAAGACCUCUCAGGUCAAAUCAACCUCACGAUACCGGGACAUUUUGCUACAACCAGCAGGCCCGACCCCAUGAUCCAGCUGUCUGGCAAAGCUUUGAAUAUUUCCCUUUGCACUUGGGUGUUGGAUAUUCCUUCGGGGAGGACGGUACUUCUAUACGUCGUGGAGUUGGAAAGUGGCUCAAAUAUAUCGGUGCUUUGUGACUUGGCCAAGGGGCCGCAGGCCUUACAGAGCAAGGGUACGGUUUUACUGUCCGGCUGUGACAGAAACAAAGCCGCCCUCAGUUGGACAGGAACAGGACGCUUCCCAAAUGAAGUUCAGCUGGCUUAUUAUGUUCAGGAAGAUGAGAGGAAUUCCUCAGAGGUCCACUCAACCAAACAACCAGACGGAGGCUCCACUGGUUGGUCGCAGACAGGAACUUCCUUCACUAGUACUACUGUUGUUACUGGAGGGGUGCUGGGAACCGCGGAUGACGGUAAAGGUUACCCCCACGAAGCUCCGGGGUCAACUUCUGGACCUCCGUCCGUGUCCAGCGUCUCCCCUCAGGACGAGUGGUCGUUGAGCCCCACCUCACCCCGGCAGGGACUCCCUGACGCUGGGAGAGCUGAUAGGGAAACUCUCCCUCUUCCUGAGGAAGGACCGAACAAUGGAGCGGAUACAUCUGGCGCUGCUCACCUCAGAGAGGAGGCCAUGACUGCAAGAACACGCCCACAUUUUCGGACACCAAACACCGAAUCCACAACUGUAAGCCUCACCAAACUAUCCUCCCCUCCAACGCCGAUGCCCCGGACUGAUGAAGCCAUUACUCAAUCCAAUCCCUUGCCUGGCACGGAUAUUCCCAAAUCGUCUAAACAUACCGACAAACGUGUAACCACACAAAAAGACCACAGGGUGUCUAGCUCCAGCAUUCUUGAUUUCCCUCCUUCUGAGGGACAGACCUGGGAGAGUGAUACCACCCUGCCUCCACAUGGUGGAGCUGUUGUUCAGACUGAGGAUGAACAACCUUUUUCUGGGAGAAGCCAGCGAAACGCAGAAGGACUUGAUUCUGAUCUGACCCCCGCCACCAUUUUGAACCCUUUAAAAUCAUCCGACAAACCUCAUGACUCAAGAAAUCCAAAUGCCGACGCUGAACCCACUCUAUCAUCAGCAUCAGCAUCAUUUUCACAGGACCUAAGGAGGAGUCAUUCCCCCAUCUACCACAACAUGGAGCCCGUCCCUUCUGCUGUUACUGUGGAGGCUUCCUCUGUUCAUCCAAUCACAAGUCAGAGCGAUUUGGUUGUAGUUAAUGUUUCUGCUCAGACGGCCGAAUUCAAGCUAGAUGAUAAAUAUCAAAUAACUGAUUUGUCUCAUACUCUUGUCCCUUUCACACCAAGUCAAACCAAAUCUCCUAAAAGCACAGAGAGCAUUUCACAAUUCUCCCAGUUCACGCGAACAAGCGACGAAGAUACACAAACUGCAACAAAAAGCACACAAAGAAAUGUAAAUAAUUCCUCGUCACCUGGAUUGACAGAGAGUGAUGACCAGCUAUCAGGUUCCACUGUGUCGUUUUCUACCACCGAACCAUCCCAGACACAGCCAGUCCUAAAUUUAUCUGCUACAGCAAUCACUGGAGAAAUGUCUUCACCCCCAGCUGUUCGCACAGUCCAGCAUGACCGUUUAAAAAACGAUUCAGUGACUGUUCUUCCUUUAUUGUCAUCCGGUUCAAACACAGACUCAUCUCUGCCUGCAACUGUGAUCCAAACACAAACUGCAUUCCCUGGCAAUACUAACAAAACUUCUCAAUCCCCCAUGCGCGCAUCUUCUCUAGACUACAAAAGCCUUCCUGAAUCCUCACAACCAUCAUGCACGCCUCAAACGCUCCAUCACCCAGACUUUCCCACUUCCACAAAUAUCCCUACAGCACAUACACAGUCUCACAACGGCAUCACCCCUGCUUUUCCCUCUCUGACCAUAAACUUGGACAGCACCAUGGCAAAGCCCGUUACCACAGCCGAAGCUUCAGCAGCCAUGAAUCCCAGCCCGUGGAACACUGUGGCGCCCACGCCUUCUGUUCUGAACCCUACGUCUGUUUGGGCCACCACUAAAAGUCCAGUGUUCUACAUUGUGCCAAACCAACCUGCUUCCAUCAGAGUGGAGUCCGUUGAGCUGCUGCUUCAGAUAGUUGUGGAUGACUCCAGGUCUGCUUCGACUCCCCGUUUGGAGGAGGACACCACAGCCUGGGUGGUGCCUUACUUGCAGAGAGCCCCAGGCUUCUCUAAGCUCCUGGGAGUCUGGAGCAGUGGCCACGCCGUGCAGAGUCUGAUAGAGUUUAAAACCAGUGGGGCUCUGCAGUGGAUUGGAACAACUGGACCCGUCUCUCUGUUAGAACGAAUAGGACUUGCUCAAGUUGUUCGUGAGGAGAAGACGUUUAGAUCAUCCAAGAUAACCAACAUCACUCUCGGAGGACUUCAGGGUGAUGUGUGUGGCUGGUUGCUGCAGUGCCCUGCAGGUUAUAAAUGUGGGCUUCACCCUGGCACCGGAAACUACAGCUGCUCCUCUGUUUGCCGCUUUGACCACUGCCACCACCACGGCAUCUGCACACACCAUCCAGGCCAGCCACCAGUCUGCCGUUGCCUCGUGGGUGAUGACUUCUGGUACAUGGGUCAGAGGUGUGACAUGAAGAUGACUCGAGCGCGUCUCGUCAGUGCAUGCCUUGCCAUCUUACUCACCCUGGUGACGGUUAUUGGCAUUCUGGCCUUUGUGGCUGUGCGACGUUAUCGUGCCGUUCUGAUCCAGGCCAAAGUGGACCAGACCCGCAGCAGCUACCGCCGAUUCAACCAUUUUGAUGAGCUGUCUGGUCGGUUCUGGUUGCGUUCGUGGGCUGGAUCAGCAGAUUCACUGGACAAUCCUGCCUUUAUGCGCUCUGAUGAGUUACUGCAUCUGCGAGCGCUCGACCGCCCCUGCUGUUACCAUGAUGACACGCUGUCACUGGCCUCCACUUGCCCCAGUCACGGAGCACGCAUAAACACGAUAUACCCCCACAGCUCACAGUAUGGUUGGAGGGGGAGUGAGAUGAGUGUGGGCGACGGCGUUUUGGACUCUGGUAAGGCCAGUGACCUAUCUGUCUGUAGUUGGCCAGUGGAACCCAUUCACUGGACUCCGUUCCCACUUCUUCAGCAACUGGCUUCCCACAGAACUCCCCCAGUCAGGGUGGCACGACCGCGAUCCUACUGUGAAGGCAUGGAGCUGGUGGACCUGGAGAAGAGCUGGACUGCUUGAAACUCAAAGAAGAUAUGCUAACCUUGUUUUCACAUCAGUGCAGUGUGCAUCAAUGCUUCAUUGUCCUUGUUUUGCAAAUAAAUGUAUUUUCCUUAACUUGCACUCACUGUUUAGUUAUAAUCCAGUCCGAUUCUAAGUCUAUGUGACCUUAUCUGAAUGUCUUUUGUCUAUGGUACAGAGUUUUUGUAAUGCCUCAAUAAAUCAAAAUCCUAAUCAGGGAAAAGAUACUUUUUGGGGUGGGG